Charadrius vociferus (killdeer) is the source of this 735-nucleotide messenger RNA. RefSeq names its product cytochrome P450 1B1. NCBI's taxonomy places the organism in Eukaryota, Metazoa, Chordata, Aves, Charadriiformes, Charadriidae. The record is from RefSeq and is a predicted model, not a curated record. Gene Ontology annotation, molecular function: monooxygenase activity; iron ion binding; oxidoreductase activity, acting on paired donors, with incorporation or reduction of molecular oxygen. The coding region runs from base 1 to 735 and encodes 244 amino acids. The transcript has 2 exons.
AUGCCGGAGGGCAGCGGGGCCGGCCGGGGUGCGAGCUGCCCGGCGCUUCCCUGCCUCCUCCCCCCCCACCCCGAGCUGGUGUCAGCGUUAUGUACAUACACACAUCUUACUUUAAAUGACAGGUAUCCGAAUGUGCAGGCUAAAAUGCAAGAAGAAGUGGAUAGGAUUGUUGGAAGAGAUCGUCUGCCGUGUGCUGAAGAUCAGCCUCACUUGCCUUACAUCAUGGCUUUCUUGUAUGAAUCCAUGCGUUUCAGCAGCUUCGUGCCUGUUACUAUCCCACAUGCCACCACCACAAACACCUUCAUAAUGGGCUACCUCAUUCCCAAGGACACAGUGAUUUUUGUUAAUCAGUGGUCGGUGAAUCACGACCCAGCAAAAUGGUCCAACCCUGAGGAUUUUGAUCCAACGAGAUUCCUGGAUGAGAAUGGAUUCAUCAAUAAAGAUCUUACUAGUAGCGUGAUGAUUUUCUCAUUGGGGAAACGUCGGUGUAUUGGAGAGGAGUUAUCCAAGGUGCAGCUGUUUCUCUUUACCUCCAUACUGGUGCAUCAGUGCAAUUUUACUGCUAAUCCAAACGAGGACCCUAAAAUGGACUUUACCUAUGGGUUGACCAUUAAACCUAAGCCAUUUACCUUGAAUGUUACGCUUAGAGAUACUAUGGACUUGCUUGAUCAGGCUGUCCAAAGACUGCAAGCAGAGAAAGCUGCCAAUGAAAAUCAGCUGUCAGCAAAUGCCUAA